AUGGCAAAGGAUAAAGAUAAAGGAAAUUUAACAGGUUUCUUAUUUGGUAAUGUUAAGGAAUCUGGUGAAUUAGAUGUUGAAGAUAAUGAUCAAGUAUUUAAAGAUUUAAAAAAAGAUUUAGAAUUAUUUGCAAAAAGUAGCCAACAUAUUUCAUUUAAAAAAACAUUGGGUAUUGAUGAAGAAGAUAAAACGGUUGGUGAUCAAAUAAUUAUACCAGAUAAAAAUGCAAAGGAUUUCGAAGACGAAGACGAAAUGAUUGAUGAGAUUCAGACAGCAGAAAAUGAAAUAAAUAAAUUGAAUGCAGAUACAUUAGCGAAAGCUGCAUUGCAGAGAAUUCAGCAGCAACAAAAGCAACGUGAGGAUGAAGAAAAAUUGAAGCUAUUGCAACAACAAGAGUUAGAAAAGAGAAAACAGGAAAGACAUCAAAAGCAUGUAAAAAAAGAAAAGAAGGAAAAAAAGAAAAAGAUUAUAGACGAUUUCGACUUUGAUGAGGAAGAGGAAAGUGAUGUUUCAUCAUCUGAAUCAUCAUCUAUGGAAAGUGAUGAUUAUUCGUCGUCCGAAUCAUCUGAUGAAAGAGAUAAAAAGGUAACAAUGAAGUCUGGUUCUUAUGAAGUUGUAAAGUGUUUAUUAGAAAGACCCAAUGUAUUCACGCCCGAAGAUCCAGAAUUCAAAACUUUUGUUAGUGGUAAAAGCGGUGGUUCCUUAAUUUUAAAAUUUUCACAAUUAUUUGCACCAAAAUUUCCAGAUAAACAAACAAAAAAGAAAUCGCGUAGAGUUAGAAUAUUAUUACCACAACAAGUUAAAGAAGAUUCAAUUGAAACUGAUGAGGUUCAAAUAUGGAACCAACCAUCAAAAAAACAACCAUCAACAUCAUUAAAGAAACAGACUGUUGAAAUUGAUAGCGCAACUAAAAAAUUAUUAAGACCCAAUAUGACAGGUAGUGGUGAAGAGGAGUUAGCAUCAUCAACAACAACAACACCAACAUUAACAUCAAUGUCACUAUUUAAUGCCGAUGAAGAUGAUGAAUAUGUACCAGAGCCAUUACAAGAAACUGAAAAUCAAGAAAUACUGAACUUGCUUUUAUAUACACCCGAUGAACAUUAUCAUUCUCUUCAACAAGUAGACUGGGAGGAAAAUAUCAUUUGGGAUGAAAAUAGUAUUAAAAAGAUAAAACAAUUAAAUAUUUUUAGUUUAGAUAGUAAUAAAAUGAAUAAUAAUAAUGUAAGAUCAAAGAAACAGCAACAACAGCAAAAACAGCAACACCUUCAAAAUAAACAAAAUAAACAAAAGCAGCAACAAAAAUCAAACGAAAAUUCAAUAACAGAAUUACCAAAUAAUAACGAACAACAAGAAAUUCAUAAUAUAACAAAUAAUAGUACACUAGAUGAUAUGGAUAUAUUAAAAACAAAAAUUGAUAAAUGGUCAUUAUUUCCAAUCUCCAAUGAAGAAUUAGAAAGUGGCGAAUGGGUAGAAAACAUCAUAUGGGACGAGUCAAUGGUUAGUGAAAAGUUGCCAGUUGUUGCUAAAUUAGUUUUAGACUUAAAUGAUAGAGAAAUGUACUUUGAAGAGCACAUGGAAAAGAGUGACUCUUCGCGUGCACAGGAAGAACAGGCUCCAACUAAAAAGAAAUCAAAAAAGCGUUUAUUAUUAGAAGCUCAACAGGCAGCAGCAGCAGCAGCAUUGGCACGUGCACAAGCAGCAGCAGCAGCAGCCAAUGGUUUAACAGAAAUGACCUUCGAAGAGCAGCUCCAAAAAGAAAAAGAAGAAGAAGAAAGACGUGAGCGUGAAGAGAGGGAACAAAGUCAAAGGGAAAUAGACAAGUUUAAUCUUUCAAAUGAUAAGUUUUAUAAACCAGUUAAGAAGAGUAAUGCUGUACAACAAAAUGCAGGUAAAGCCACAAUUCAACAUUCAUUACCAGGUAUUAAGCUUUCAUUAGUAAAGACUCAUUUAACCAAGGAGGAUCUCAUAUAUGCCCAUCGUCCACGUCUUUUAUUCCCAUCCAAUGUAUUAUUCAAAAUUGCACUUUAUAAUAAAGAGGGUGCGAUUACAUCAAAUGAACAAUUAAAUAGCAGCACAUCAAAUUUAAAUGGUAGCGUAAAUGGUUUAAGAACUGGUGGAGGGUUUGAUAGUUUUUCAGGUUCAUCAUCCUCAUCUCUUUCAAGUAAAAAAUCUUUACAUAAAUCAGAUUUAUCAGGCCGUGAUGGUCGUGUUGUACUUGUCGAAUAUACUGAGCAAAAUCCACCAUUACUAUCAAAUGUUGGUAUGGGUAUGAAAAUUAGAAAUUAUUAUAGAAAGAAAUCAAACCAUGACAGUGCAAAAGAUGUUGAGUUUGAAGAUGGAGAGCUUGUUGUUAUCGAUAGUAAUGAUGACUCACCAUUUUUGGGUGAUAUAUACCCAGGCCAAGCAGUUCAAGCAGUAGUUAAUAAUCUUUACAAAUCACCAGUCUAUAAACAUAAUUCGAGCAAUACAGAUUUUCUUUUGGUUAGAUCUCGUGAUGGUAAACGUUGGUAUAUUCGUGAUUUAGGUCCAGUUUAUUCAGCAGGUCAAAUGCUCCCAGAAAUUGAAGUACCAGCCCCAAAUUCAAGAAGUGCCAAUAUGUUUUUAAAGAGUAGACUUCAAGCCUAUAUCUAUCGUUUAUUCUUGAAAAAAAGUAACAGUCAACGUCGUCUUAAAAUAACAGAUAUUUGUUCAUCUUUUCCAUCCCAAUCCGAAACCUCGAUUAGAAAGAGAUUAAAAGAUUGUGCCGAUUUUCAACGUGGUGGUGAUGAUAGUGGUUGGUGGACUGUCAAAGAUAAUUUCCCAUUACCCACCGAAGAAGAGCUUCAAAAACUUGUUACACCAGAGGUGGUUUGCGCCUAUGAAUCAAUGUUGAUAGGUCUUCAAAGACUCCAAGAUAAUGGUAUCAUUCAUUUUACUGCACAAGGUACUAUUCCAACAAUUUUAGGUGGCUUGGAUGAAGAUGAUCCAAUUAAGAAAUCUUAUAAACCAGUUGAAGAUGAACUCUCAAUUACUCCAUGGAAUUUAACAGGUAGUUUCCAAGCAGCAAUGCAAGGUAAAGGAAGAAUGCAAAUUAUUAGCGAAGAUCCUACAGCUAGAGAAGAUGAAUUUUGUUAUUUAAAAAUGCCUCAAAAAGUUGUUAAUCAAAAGCAAAAGGCUAUCAAGCUAGCAUUACAAAAGAACCAGGUAACUGGUACCGAUGCAGAUUUAAGAAAGCUUUCAUUAUCUGCUUCAAAAACUGUACUUUUAGAAUUAGGUGUUUCAGAAGAAAAAAUUAAUAGUUUAACACGUUGGCAAAGAAUUGAUUUGGUUCGUAAAAAAUCUAGUGAGGCAGCUUUAGCUAGUGAUAGUAAUGCAGCAAUGACAAAGUUUGCUCGUGGUUCCAAGUAUAGUUUAGAUCAUCAACAUCUUCAAUAUAAAGAACAAUGUCAAUUGGUAUUUGAUAAUCAAAUGAAAGCAUUAAAGGGAGAGGACCUCUACGAAGAUGAAUUAGAUCCCGAUUUUGAAGAUUUGCAAAAAGAUUUAGAAGAUAUAUUGGACAGUGGUGGAGAAAGUAAUAAUAAACAAAAAUCAAAUCCUAAUGGUUCAAAAGUUACUGGUAAACGUUCAAGGAGUAUGUUUGGUGAAGAGGAUAUCGAUGAAGAAAAUGAAGAAGAUGAACAAAAUAAAUUACAAGGUUCAUCAACAAAAGAUGGAGAAGAUAAAGAAGUGUCAAAAUCGACGAAUAAACCUGAUGAGGAUGACUUAACUCAAGGUAAUAGAAUUUUUGUUAAAAGAACAACAUUAUUCCAAAAACCAGAUGGCACAUUAUAUAGAAGAAUUGAAAUCAUUAGAGAUCCAAAGGCUGUUGAAGAUUAUCAAAAGAAGAAACCAGAUCAAUUUAAUCAAGAUAGAAGGAAGUUUGGUAAAGUAAAUGAAGAGGAUGAGGAGAGAAAGAAGGAAAGAAGAAAGUUAGAAUCUAAAAUUAGAAAAUUAAAGAGAUCAGAAUCAAGAGACAUGGAUCCAUUCUCAUUAAAUAAUAUGAGUGCCAGCUCUGGUGGUAUUGCAACAAUAGGAUCAAGCAGUAUGAUUAAUAUCAGUGCAGGUAAUAUACCGGUUCCAAAUAAACCAGUUCCACCCAAUCGUAAUAAUAUGGAUAGAGAUUAUAAUAACAGUGGUAGUAGCCAUCAUCACCAUCAUCAUAGCCACAGAGAUCCAAGUAGUCAACAAAGAAUUAAUGUUGUUAUUCCUGGUCAAUCUAACGAAAUGGGCUCAAGUUCAAAAAUUAGAGUUAAAGAAAAUAGUAACUUACCAACAAACAGUAGUCAUAGAGGUGACAGAGAUCAUCACAGAGAUUCCUCGCAUAGAAGUGAAAGAGACAGAGAACACAGAAGUGAUAGAGAUUCAUCCCAUAGAAGUGAUAGAGAUUCACACAGAAGUGAAAGAGAACAUAGAAGUGAUAGAAGCGAUAGAGAACAUAGAGGUGAAAGAGAUCAUCACAGAGAGCAUGGAAGUAGUCAUAGAAGCGAUAGAGACCACCAUAAAGAAUCAUCAUCGCAUAGAAGCGAUAGAGAGUCAUCACAUAGAGAUUCAUCACAUAGAGAACAUAGAGAUUCAUCACACAGAAGCGAUAGAUCAAGAGGUGGUAGUCGUGAUCAUAGACCAGAUCAUCAUAGAAACUCGACUGAGCCUAAAGAAAAUACUCAUGAAAGUUUACCACUUUCACAUAGCACAAAUCAAUCACCAACUCAGGUUGGUCUUGUCAUUAAAUUUCCAACCAAUAAAGAUGAUCAAAAAGAUCUUAACUCAUCAACCAAUUCUACAUCAUCAAUGACAUCAUCCAAUAGAAAGAAAAGAACAUUAGACCAAUCAAAUGGUGAUCCUUUAUCCGCUAUACCAGAGUCAUCAGCAGGACGUCGUAAUAGAGUUAGAAAAGAUGGUGGUGGAGCAGAGGUCGAAUUAUCAAAUAUUUUUGAAAGUAUUUUAGAAAAACUUAGAUCAAAUGAAGAAUUUCUUGCAUUCAAAUAUAAGGUCACACCCAAAGUUGCACCAGAUUAUCAUACAAUUAUUAAAAAUCCAAUUGAUCUUACUACCAUGAGGGAAAGAAAUCGUCAAUGGGAGUAUAAAUCCAAAUCUCAAUUUAUGGCAGCAAUAAAACUGAUGGUUUCAAACUGUUUCCAAUAUAAUGAACACAGAUACUCUUAUUUAUUACCAAUUGCUGAAAAACUCCAACAAACAGCCUCAAAUCUUUUAUCACAACAUGACUCAACAAUUGCUGAAUUAGAAAAAUCAAUUGAACAAACUACACUCAAGCAAUCUUCAUCGAACCUGUUAUCAUCCUCCGAUCAUAAUAAUGGCUCAACUCCUGCAACACCAAUUUCACUUAAUACACCAAACCUAACAUCAAACUCUCCAUUUUUUCCUCCAGUUGACCAAUUACCAUCUAAAGCUCAUCAUAGCGCCGAGGAUGAAGAAAUUGAUAUUGUUUCGCUUUAUGAAAGUGGUGUUUCACCAUCUGUAAAAAAUUUUAACUAAAAAACAAAAUAAAAAUAAUCC
Molecule: messenger RNA, 5532 nt
Organism: Dictyostelium purpureum
Lineage: Eukaryota; Evosea; Eumycetozoa; Dictyosteliales; Dictyosteliaceae
Exons: 3
Coding region: 1-5511 (1836 amino acids)
Biological process (GO): transcription by RNA polymerase II; RNA polymerase II preinitiation complex assembly
Cellular component (GO): transcription factor TFIID complex
Molecular function (GO): histone acetyltransferase activity; RNA polymerase II general transcription initiation factor binding; TBP-class protein binding
Source: RefSeq, a predicted model, not a curated record